ACCGAUUAGUUACGGAAAUUCUGAAAAGUUUACUUUUUAAAUUAAAUCAUUUAAAUAUUUAAAUAUUUAAUUAUCAAAUAAUGAGAUGAGAGUGUGAGACACAAAAUUUGAAAUAUAAUUUUUUACCAAAAACGUGAGAGCAUAUCGAGGCGAUAGUGAAUAUUCAAAAUCAAAAUUGAAACAUGGAGAGAGGCAGACGAAAUGGAAGAAAGUGAAAAUAGGGCGCUGUUGCGUUGCGGUUCUUGAAUUGAGUUUUUUCAUUCUUUACAGAGAUAGGGAGAGAAAGCGAGUAUUCAGAGAGAGAGAGAGAGAGAGGGAGAGGGAGAGGGAGAGGGGAGGGCUAGGGUUUUUGUGAAGAAGAAGAAGAAGAAGAAGAAGAAGAGGGAGAUGACGCAGGUGAUACUGCACAUAUACGACGUGACGAAUAGUGGAUCGGACAAGACCAAUAACACCAUUCUUCACAUCAACAAGAUCUUCAAGGACGGUAUUGGCCUCGGUGGUAUUUUCCACAGCGCUGUUCAGGUUUAUGGAGAUGAAGAAUGGUCAUUUGGGUACUGUGAACAAGGAACUGGAGUUUUCAGUUGCCCUUCUGGAAAGAAUCCAAUGUAUACAUAUCGUGAAUCUGUUGUUCUUGGAGAAACAAACUCUUCAAUCUUCAAGGUAAAUCAGAUCUUGAGGGAACUGAGUAGAGAGUGGCCUGGGAAUUCGUAUGACUUGUUAGCAAAAAACUGCAAUCACUUCUGUGAUGAGUUCUGCGAAAGACUUGAAGUGCCAAAGCUUCCAGGCUGGGUUAAUCGUUUUGCCAAUGCUGGUGAUGCUGCCAUGGAAGUUGCAGGAAAUACAGCUCUACGGUUGAGACAAGCCAAGACAGAGAUAGUAUCAGCAAGCAAAGUGGCUUACCGUUUCCUUUUGGGAGUUGCUAAUAAUGCCGGGGGUUCUCCUGAGUCCCCGGGAAAUUCAAACAGAGGCACUCCUAGAUUUCAAGGUACGUGGUUUAAAAACCUUGUUACUACCGGUGCAAAACCGUCUAGUAGCUCAGAAAUUGAGAAUCAGGAUGAGGAUAGACGUCGGCAGCAACAAUCACCUCUCCGGCAAAAUUCACGGUCAUCUCUACAUGAUGUGUGAGUCCUGAAGAUCGUAUGGUGCUUGGGGCGGGCAAGGUUCUUUGUGUAGCAUGCCUUUUGUUAGUUUGCAACUAUAGAUAUAGACCUACGAUGUAAGGAUAUAGUUUCUGUAAUCCAAUGUUUUCUUGGCUUGGGUAUGUCCUUUUAAGUUCUUACGCAAGCCAAUCUCA
This is a messenger RNA of Corylus avellana, 1294 nucleotides long. Its product is annotated as deSI-like protein At4g17486. Gene Ontology annotation, molecular function: deubiquitinase activity. The record is from RefSeq and is a predicted model, not a curated record. Gene Ontology annotation, biological process: protein deubiquitination. Lineage: Eukaryota; Viridiplantae; Streptophyta; Magnoliopsida; Fagales; Betulaceae.